Larimichthys crocea (large yellow croaker) is the source of this 4947-nucleotide messenger RNA. RefSeq names its product tensin 3, tandem duplicate 2 (gene tns3.2). Bases 146 to 3877 code for a protein of 1243 amino acids. Gene Ontology annotation, molecular function: protein binding. Gene Ontology annotation, cellular component: focal adhesion. The transcript has 27 exons. The record is from RefSeq and is a predicted model, not a curated record. Lineage: Eukaryota; Metazoa; Chordata; Actinopteri; Sciaenidae.
UCUUCCUCCCUCCCACUGUCGAGUCCCCACCUUGUUCCAGUCACACACACACAGACUUUCACUCAUCGGCCUUCACAUUGCUGUGAUUUUCACUUCUUGCUUGUUGCAACAUCAGCGAAGGGUGCCCAUGUGACGGAAAGCAGUCAUGGAAGAAGCACAGCGAAUCGAUCUGACCUACAUCACUGAACGCAUCAUCACCAUCCUCUGCCCGCCUGAAUGUUCGGACGAGAGAUACCUGCAAAACCUGCAGGAGAUUAUUGUCAUGCUGCAGUCCAAGCACGGACACAACUACAUGCUUAUCAACCUCUCACAGAAGAAUGACACCCUGACCCGAAUGAGGCACAAGGUUUUGGACACAGGUUGGGUGAAUCUUUUGGCUCCUAACCUGGAUCAGAUCCUCAGUGUUUGCGCAACGAUGGAGAACUGGCUGCAAACACAUCCGAAGCAUGUCCUGGUUUUACACUGCAGGGGAGAGAAAGGCCGGCUCGGAGUUCUGGUGGCUUCUUACAUCCACUACAGCAACAUUACAGCCAGUGCAGACCUUUCUCUUGACUACUUUGCCAUGAGGAGGUUCUACAACGACAAACUCUCCGCUCUGAUGACCCCAUCGCAAAAACGAUAUGUGUGGACGCUGGGCAGCAUGUUAAAGGGGGGAUUGAUGAUGUCUCCCUCCCCGUCUUUCCUCCUCUGUGUUGUUCUUCAUGGUCUGCCCAAAAUAAGACCAGAUGGAGGCUGCUGUCUCUUCCUGAGAGUCUACCAGCGUCUACAAGCUGUUUGCACAUCAGCAGUCUACCAUGUCAAUGCAGUGCAGACAGACCAGCUCUACGUCGUGCUCCAGCCAGCUCAGCUGCUCAAGGGCGACAUCAUGGUGGUCUGCUAUGACAAAAACAGCGUCUCGUCCAGCCGUCAGGUCGUCUUCCGUCUCCAGUUUCAUACGGGCCUUGUGCACGGACACACCCUCACUUUCUUCAAGGCGGACCUCGACUGUGCCAGCGAAGAUCCUCGGUUCCCAGAAGAUGGAAAAGUGGAGCUGCUGUUUUCUGACAGCCCUGAAAAGAUCAGAGGCAGAGAGCUGUGGCACAACGGCCGCUGUGUGACGGUGGACUAUGACACCUUGGACCCUUUGGUGAGACGGGAUUCGUACCAACGCACGUCUCCUGUUGAAUCAGCUCCACCUCACGUCUUCGACCCUGGAAAUGGCAGCUUGUGUGGCGGAGUGAGGAAGAAGAGUAACGAGGAAGGACUCUUGUUCUCCCUGACGACCAACAGCCCCGGCUGCAGUGACCGAGCUCCCUCCACCAGCAGCGAUUCAGGCCUGUCUGUUGCUUCACAGGGGCGGACCGGAGCGGGACAGAGGACAGGGCUUCCACGGGAUAAGAGUACCCUGACGGGGAGGCUGGUCUCUGCGGUGGACUUUGAGAUUGCUCAGCCUCUUCUGGAGGUCAUGACUGAACUUGCUGCCUGCGGAGGGGAGGGGGACAUGGCUGGAGACGAGUCUGGAUUGGGACUUACUAUCAAUGGAGAGGCUUCGUCCAGCGAGAGGGAAACUGAUAUACUAGAUGACGAGGAUGAAGUCGACGGCGAAGCAGCUUCUGCUUUAGACAUGCCGAGCUCGAGCUCGAUCUGUUCCCUGUCCUCCGACAACCUGCCCGAAACUCAAAGCGAGUACUCCACACACUCCUGGGUCCAGCAGCAGCAGAUGGCCGAGGUCGUAACUGAUUCCUACCCUGAAUGCGACAGGGUGAACAGGCUGAGAAAAGAGAAGCCGCCACCUCUGGUUGUUCCUGACACACCAACUCGAGGAGUCAGCAGCAGGGCAGCGGUGCAGAGAGGACUGGUGGACGAGGACAAAGACGUUACACACAGUAACACGCAGUCUGUCAAUAAUACACACACGUCCGAGCAAGACGAGGAUUUGGCGUCGUUAAACACAGACAUUGACGAGUCCAUAGAGCAGCUGAACCAGCUGAUUCUGGAUUUGGACCCCACCUUUGUUCCUGUUCCCACCCGAUGUGCCCCACUGUCCCGCUCUGCCUCCCUCCACACCAACGGCCUCAGCCACAAGGGAAACACAAACCAGUCAGGUUGGAAGAAGCAGAAGCAGUUCACUGAUGUGGUGGACUACGCCGGUUAUCAUAGUCCGGGAUGGAAUGGGGGUAGCGCUCAGAGCUUCAGUCCCUCCUUCUCACCAUCACAGCAUGGGCAUCUCUACACAACCAACAGCGUGGACUAUCGGGGACAUACAGAUAGCUCCAACAUCGUCCCUCCCACUCCGGCCUUCCCAGUGUCUCCUCCGACUCCCUAUGUGAAACAUUUCUCGGAGCUUUCCCAGCUCAGGACUGGUGGACAGUGGGAUCAACACAGCUGGACACAAGAUUCCCGGAGUUUCCUGGACAGUAUGAACCACGCCGGCGGCUCCACAGAGGGAGACCUCUUCAGAUCGGAGGUGUCGGUCACUCCCGCGUCCUGUCAGAGGAUCUUUGGCUCCAUGUGCUCGGUGUCAUCAGAGAGCCCCCUCCCACACACAGACAGCUCCACCCCUCCUCCUGUGUGGCAUGACCGGACACCAAACUCCCUGAACUCCCCGUAUCCCCCCCAGCCCUCACCUCCUCUCUCCCUCAGCACUCCGAAUGCCCACAGCUCUCCCCGGGGUGCUCUCAAAGGCCUGGGUGGAGGCCUGGGGGUCCACAGGACAGCGACAGACGGCGCAGACUUGUCCUCGUUGUUGUUGGGGAACGGCGGCCUGGAGCACAGCCUGCUGGAGGCCAUGGAGGGCCUUGGGAGCCUGAAUCUCGGGGGACACGGAGGCCUCCCUCCAUUGCUCCCUGAGAAGAGGAGAGGGGGUGAGGGGAUGGAGCUUGGCUCACACUCCCCCUCUCUAAGCGGGUUUUCCAGCCCGCACAGUGGAAGCAGUCUCAGCAUCCCAUUCUCGUCUCCCAUGACCCCCGACCCCCUCAGAGGACUCAGUGGGGCCCAGUCACCGGGAGCAGACUUUGGCAGUAAGCAGGACACUGUGAAGUUUGUUCAGGACACGUCCAAGUUCUGGUACAAGCCUGACAUUUCCAGAGACCAAGCCAUCCAAGUGCUAAAGGACAAAGAGCCGGGCUCGUUCAUUGUCAGAGACAGUCAUUCAUUUCGUGGGGCGUAUGGACUGGCCAUGAAGGUUGCCACGCCGCCUCCGUCUGUUUUACAACAGAGUAAGAAAGUGGGCGACCUGUCCAACGAGCUGGUGAGACACUUCCUGAUCGAGUGCACGCAGAAAGGAGUCCGUCUGAAAGGCUGCCCCAACGAGCCAUACUUUGGUAGUCUCACAGCUCUGGUGUGUCAGCACUCCAUCACCCCCCUGGCUCUGCCCUGUAAACUCAUCCUGCCUGACAGAGGUAAACUAAACCCGGUGGAGGAGCUGAAUGACUCGUCUGCACAGACGUCGACAAACUCGGCGGCCGAACUCCUCAAACAGGGAGCAGCGUGUAACGUGUGGUACCUGGGCUCGGUGGCGUUGGAGUCUCUGACGGGACAUCAGGCGGUCCAGAAGGCGACCACGAUGACUCUCUCCAUGGAUCCCCCACCAGCGUCCACCGUCGUCCACUUCAAAGUGUCGGCGCAGGGCAUCACGCUCACCGACAACCAGAGGAAGUUGUUCUUCAGGAGACAUUACGCCGUCAACACCGUCAUCUUCUGUUCUCUGGACCCACAGGGCAGGAAAUGGACAAGAGACAGCGUCUCUACUGCAAAGAUCUUUGGAUUUGUAGCCAGGAAAUCUCAGACUGAGACCGACAACAUGUGCCAUCUGUUUGCCGAACACGACCCCGAGCAGCCGGCGAGCGCCAUCGUCAACUUUGUCUCAAAAGUCAUGAUUGGGUCACACAAGAAGUAACUGGACUGAGGAUCAACUUCCAACCCCCAACCCCCAACAAUUCUUCCUCCCAGGUGCCAAAAACUAUGAAUCCACAAACUCCAGAACCUGGUUCCUUUAGGUCCGUCCUGCAGAAUAAACUUAUUUCGUACUGACAGCUCUGCAGGACGCCGCCACCAGAGGGAGCCAAGAGUGUACAAAGUUAAACUGGUGAGCCGGAGGCUGUGACUGCUUUAAGAUGCAUCCUUGGUAAUGUGUAUAAAAUGUGUAUAUAAUCGUUUCUGCCACCGGAUCCAGUAUGAAAAUCAAACAUAGUCACUUUAACUCACCUGCAUCUUCAGACUUACUCUUUUUGCUUGAUGCCGACAGUCACAGCUGACAAAUAUAACACACUCACUCGUGAUCAAACCUGGAUGAUAUCAGAUAUUCUGCGCGUGAACACAUAUUUUAAGUAUGACAAUAAUAAUGUGAGCUGUUCUUUUGGUAAAAGUGGUUUCGACAUCACUUUCUGUGCAAACCGCGGGCCCAUUUUUAAAACGGAAACAACGUGACAAAGCCAAUAAUGUGGUCGCCUUGUACUUAAGAUGGAUUUACUGUGUUGUGUUUAUAGUAUUUAUCCCUUUAUACAGAUGUGUAAAAGUAUCUUUUUCCUAAAUACACUUGUCAUAUAUUUUUGUAUAUUAACACAUACUGUACAUUAGGAUUAAAGGCAGCGUACCUCAGAAUGUAAACACUUAUGUCACACGUUGUUGUUGGACGAAUACUGUGUAGUAUUUUACCUGUAAGAUACUACAUCAGCUGCCCGUGUAUACUUGUUGUAUUACUAAUAUAGAUGUCAAUAUGUUCCUUAUUCAGUAACACAGUAAUACAGAUUUAUGUACAGUCAUUGUGCCAUUCAUCUUUAGUAAGAGAUCAAACACACUCACUGUGAUUAACGUCAAACAUCAGUAUUUUUUCUCUCAUUCACAGCUUCCCUGCGUCGUCAAAUCGUGUUUUGCUGAUGUGUAAAUGAAUGAUCGGUUAUCAAAGCGUGUCUAACCCUGACAUCUUAUUAAAGCGUUUGUGCGCCCAAGUUACAUCCAAGAAAAACA